Molecule: messenger RNA, 336 nt
Organism: Eptesicus fuscus (big brown bat)
Lineage: Eukaryota; Metazoa; Chordata; Mammalia; Chiroptera; Vespertilionidae
Product: translation initiation factor IF-2-like
Exons: 4
Coding region: 1-336 (111 amino acids)
Source: RefSeq, a predicted model, not a curated record
AUGACAACAGAGCGCGGCGGAGCGGGGAAGGGGCGCCGCGCAGGGGCGCCCCGGACGCCUGUCUCCUCCCCUUCCUCCUCCUCCUCCCCUUCAGCCUCCUGCCUUAAGAGCGGCUGCGUCUCCGAGGGGGGUCCGGAUGCCCGGGGCUCCGGGGUCACGGGCCCCCGACGGCCCUCCGGGGUCACCGGGUCACGGGCGGCGGCCGGCGGCGGCGGCGGCGGCGGCGCAGACAUGGGGGUCUGUUUGCCCAGUUCCAAGGGGGCGAAGAUCAGCCAGAGGACAGGGGAGGCGGUGCUGCAGAGGGAGCCUAGCCCGGUGUGGGUGUGGGCAUCCUGA